Paracoccidioides lutzii Pb01 is the source of this 537-nucleotide messenger RNA. RefSeq lists its product as hypothetical. The transcript has a single exon. The record is from RefSeq and is a predicted model, not a curated record. Bases 1 to 537 code for a protein of 178 amino acids.
AUGGGUCCGUUCUUGGGGCGCGAGCCGAUUGUUACCUGCGGUCCUGGGAACACCGCUCUCCCUAGGGACGCUACUCUCCCUGGGGACAUUACUCUCCCUGGGGACACUCUCCCUGGGGACGCUACUCUCCCUGGGGACACUGCUCUCCUGUGGACAUGGCUCUCCCUGGGGACGCUACUCUCCCUGGGGACACUACUCUCCCUGGGGACAUGGCUCUCCCUGGGGACAUGGCUCUCCCUGGGGACACUACUCCCUGUUGGACACUGCUCUCCCUGGGGACAUGGCUCUCCCUGGGGGCAUGAUUUCCCUAAGACAGGCGAUAUACGGCGUCGGCUCAGCUUUCCUGCGGCCAACCCCCUGCUGCCACCAGCCGUGGAUGGUCCUGUGAGGCGGCUGUGCCUACCGGGUAUAAAUAUGCGUGGUUUCCCCCUCAAGCCCUUCCGUUCCUCCCUCCUCCUUAUUAUCUCGACUCAUCCUACACCGCCGCGAGACACCAACCACCGAGAGGCCCUUGCGUACUCGAGGACAACCGAGUGA